This is a messenger RNA of Venustampulla echinocandica, 942 nucleotides long. RefSeq lists its product as uncharacterized. Lineage: Eukaryota; Fungi; Ascomycota; Leotiomycetes; Helotiales; Pleuroascaceae. The record is from RefSeq and is a predicted model, not a curated record. The transcript has a single exon. The coding region runs from base 1 to 942 and encodes 313 amino acids.
AUGCCGUCAAAGGGCUAUCAUAAACUAUACCAAACCUCACGAUCCUCUGAUAUUGCAGAACAAGGCACCAGACAAGUAAAGUUCCAAGACGAUCCUAGCAAUGAGCCAGAGAAGCAAAUCCCCAACGGUGGCCAUGACGAAGAGGCUUUAUUGGAGAGUGAGGAAACCGUAUAUCAACCAACCGACCUGUUGCAACGAUUUAAACCUCCUCAAUGGAUUCAACAAAAAAGCCUCCUUGUCUUCGCGAGCAUUAUCAUUGGGGUUGCAAUAAUAUGUAUCGCUACGGCCUCUGUAAUUGAUUGGAACUCGUCGACUUCAAACCGUGACCACAGUCAUCAUCCCAAUCAAGAUACUUCCUCGAUUUUUGGAUCGACUUCAGGUUUUGCUUCGUCUCCAUCGGGUCUCGCUCUGGACUGCGGAACUUCCAAUGACGAAGCUCUAGAAAGAGGUUGUGUCUUCGAUCUCAUGGUCUACGGAUGGACACCCCCGGCAUGCUCUGAGCCUGAUCUUGCUUCCGACGCGGUCUCUCAAUCUUCCCGGCUAGCUCAGUAUGCUGCUGCUGGCGAAUUUCCUUGGUAUGGAGAAGAAAAUUAUACGAACCCGCUCCCACAAGAUCCCAACAUCCUCUCAGAGCAAGCCGUUAUCUGGGCGACCAACGGAUGGCACCAAGCCCACUGUCUAUAUUUCUGGCAACUUCUGGCACGAGCAGUGGAAAAUAGCGUGAAGAAUGGGAUUAAAAAUACAUAUGUGCUGUCGGAGACUCUGGUGUGGUCUCAUACAUACCAUUGCAAUAGGGUUCUUGCAGCGAAAGUUGUUUCAACGAUUGACGAGCCAGUUAUCAAGACUCUGAGGAUUUAUGGGCAAUGUGUAAGGAUUGAUACUAUACCGGAUCCGUAUUUGGAGCAUGGCGAUUUCGUCCCUGUUCUAGACGCCGCAGAUUAG